CUUGAGCGCCAUUUUUUCCUCAAUAGGGGAAGAAAGGGACAAAAGCAGCACCAAAAAUAACUUGUCUUCAGAGGGGAUUUGCAAUCGCCGUCUUUAAUAUUUGACUACAUUGUACUAGCCGCGGUGUAGGACGACAGAGGAUGCUGCUCGGAUGAGUGUCUGUGUGCAGCGCCGGUGGCAGACGCACGCAGAUCACCGACACAGUUGAGGGCCGGUGGAAGUGGAAAACGGAGGUGGCACAGCGACAACUAACGUUAACCGACACCGAAAAUUGGACGAGGCUUGUGAGGAAUAAUGUAUCAGCUUCCGGUUUUAAAUAUUGAGAAGAUCCGAAGGGCACGCAAGGCGGUGAAAAACAUCCUUGGUGAGAUCGGCCUGGAGGACUGCCAGAACCUGUUGAAGGAUCUCAAUGAAAAUGCUGAGAAAACCUCAGAUGAAGAAGAGGUCUUCCAGGAAACUGAGUGGAUUGAUAUCACAGAUGGAUAUUAUCUCAAGCCACAGAAAAAGUGGCCUUAUCGGUCUCGAUCUAUGUGCUGCAGCCUGUGCAAGUACUCUUCACAGAACAUCUACAACUUCAGGAACCACGUCUCUCGCUGCCAUGGAUAUGUGCAGUCGUUCUGCGCGCUGUCGCCCUGCACUCAGUGCCUCUACAUCGGACACCCCAAGUACGUCAAGAAGCACAUGCUUUUCUUCCACGAAGGCUACUUGCAGCAGCCGAGGGAACUGCCUCAGCCCACCCAUCGAGGAAAUGAGCGAUAUCAGUGUCGAAGAUGUGGAUUCCCAGCCUCGUCCAUCUUCGCGAUGAAGAAGCACAUCAUCCUCAAGCACCUGAACAGUUUGGCAGAACAGUAUAUCGGGUUCCGAUUACACCACCAAGGGACUACAUCUAUAAAGAUCUACUGCUGCAAGGUGUGCAAGGUGAACGCUGGAAGCCUCGACCAAAUGUUGCAUCACAUGCUGGUCGAGCCUUCGCACUAUUCAGUCAGCACACAAGUGCAGAGUAUGAUUUAUGAGAACAAGAACUACACCAUUAAAGCAACACCUAAUGGGAAUGGCGUGUUUGUGACAUUCCCAAGCAUUGCUCCCAAACCGCAGCAACCUCAAAUGUUCAACAGUAAGUCGUUGGUUAUACCAAGUAACGGCCAGCCUGCGGGGACUGUGGUGGCUUUGCAGCAGUUACAAGGAAACCCAAACAGUGCUACUCUGAUCUGUGCCCCCGGAACCAACCAGGCUUUCCUGCCCCCUCAGGCGUCAGCGCUAGUGCAGCUAGCGAGCGCUGAAGCUAAAGGUUUGCUCCAGCCUGGUGCCACGAUAUCCCUCCGAAGUGCUUUGCCCCAAGGACAAUCUAUGGUCCAGCUUCCCACAGUGUCCAGCUUGACUUUAAAACAGGGUGCUAUGACUCUGACUCCUACUUCUGCUCAGCCACAACAGACUCCACAGCCGCAGCAAAUCCUCCUCCCACCAGGACUGCAGGCUAAUGUGGCAGCUGGAGCCGGAGCUGUAUCUAAACCUGCUGUGGUCACGCAAAAUGCACCAACAAACCAAAUCGCCCUUCAGGGCACCAUGCUGACUUCCCAAUCCCUGCUGAGUCAUCUGAUCCCGACUGGCAACAAGAUGAAUGGCAUGCCCACAUACACUUUCGCUCCGCUGCAAGUAGCAAUGCCUGCCUCUCACAGCACAAGUACCCCUCUCAAGGCUGUCGAGCAAACGAGGAACUCGACGCCACAAACUAAGAAAUGGAUUACAUGCCCCCUCUGCAAUGAACUGUUCCCUUCCAACGUCUUCGACAUGCACACAGAGGUCGCUCACCAGACGAAAUCCACCGCAUCCAAGUCAGAAAGUGUGGCGGCACGUGCGGCAUUCUUGAAGAAAAUGCCUGACAAAACUGUCAAAUGUCUCACAUGCAAAAUUCUGCUGUCAGAAAAAAGCGUCUUCCAACACCUGCUGCACGGCCUGAAUUGUUUGUACUGCUCCGCUUUGUUCUUUUCAAUCAAGCAGCUAGUUGAGCAUGUUAAGCAUCACAAUCCCACAAGCAAGACAUACUGUGAUUUUUUGAGGCAGAAGUACAGGGUCUACUCUAAAGGUGUUGGAGGAAUCCUGUUCCCGUACUUCGACGUCAACACCACCGCACCGAAAGAGGUCCUAGGAGACCUCGAGGUUAAUCUUGCCCUGGUCACAAACUCUCUCGACCUGAUCUUCUUUAAGUUGCAGCCCAGCAGCCAACCAGACAUCUGCAUGGCACCUGCGAAAAUCAACAGUGCCUAUUGUCCGUUCUGUGACGAAAAGUUUGACCAUGAAGCCAAACACCUUCAGCACCUGAGGCAAAAACACUUAGUAGCACCCACCAUUCAUGCUAUCCUCAAGACGGAGGCUUUCAAGUGCAUAUACUGCAACGGUGUGUACACAGGAAAAGUCACCCAGCAGGCGGUGAUGCUCCACAUCCAGCGAUGCCGUUGUUCACCAAAACAACCACAGCCGCCCAAACCUACAGCGGCACAGCCACCCAAACCCGCAGGACUACCACUGCUGCCCCCCAAACCCACUCAGCAGCUCAGUCAGCCGCUCUACUUCCUCCAAAUGCCUAAAGGGCUGACGAUGAAAAAGGCUUUAGCUCCAGCUCGUCUGAUUCCAGCCGCCCCCGAGCGUCCAGAGUCGACCCCAGAGACGCAGUCCCAGAAGAGGCUGGAGGCGGCGUGGAGGGAGGUCAUGGAGACCAACAAGCGAGAGCGAGAAGAAAGGGCGGCCAUGCGCAAGAGAAGGGAGCAGGAAAAGUUGUUGCCCCCGCCAGAGCCCGUGAUUAAGAUAGACCCCACGGUGAAGCUAAUGUUGCAGCCGACACCGAUCGAGUGCCGCCCGAGUGACGAGCGCAGAGACUUUAUAUCCAAAUACUUCAACGCCAACCCCUACGCGACCAAAGCCGAGACCGACGAGCUGUGCAAGAGGCUGUCCCUCACCAAAGCGGAGCUGGCGGCCCACUUCAGCAAGAAGCGCAGCAAGUGCAUGAAGAGCCUCAAGAGGACGACGGCCGCCAUUCUCCUCGGCUUCAACAUGACAGAACUAAACAAACUGAAGCACAAUCUCAUGAUCCCCGAACCGCAGCCGGCCGCCGACCCGACCGCCGAUUCAACGGAGCAGACGGAAGACACAGAGGAUGGACCAGAACCAAUGGAUGAGAGCGGAAAUGAGAAAGUGACGGAGGGGGAUCAGGUGGAGCAGAUGGAAUGUGAAAGCGGAGCGACAGCAAAUACAGAUGUCCCAAAUUAAAAACCACCCAGAUAUUUAAACCAUGGCCUUUUUGUGUUGAUAGCCACUGGAGAAGUUCUUCCAGUGCUUAUAAUGUAUUACCUAACAUACAAGUUACCUGUAAGUGAGGGCAGUCUCUUAAUGUAGCCCACAUUAAUAGUGCUUCGACUUCAGUAUGUUGUCAGUGGUCCAUAUCCUAACUUCCACAUAAACAGAGAUUAGAAUAAUAAAGAUGUAUUUUCACUGGGAUAUAAUGGUGUCAGACUGUUGAGCUGCAACAUUAUUUAGCUCUGCACUGAUUUCUUUCUGGUAGCUGCUUUUUUUGCACCCUUUAUUUAAGCCCACUUGUACAAAAUUGUGAUUCCUACAUCCUAAUGUCUGCUAAUAUCAAGACUGAAGUGCACACUCAUUAUAUUAUGCUUUCCUUUUAUAAACUGGUUUGUUGACCAUACUUGGACCUAUUUGUGUCAUGCUCACGGUUUUGUUAUCUUGUUUUCUCUUUUUUUUUUCUAGCAGAUUUUCACACAUCCCUCCCCUCUACAUUUAAAACAGUUCGGGGGGGGAAAUGGUUCAUGCUUAUUAACUUCAGAAGGUGAAUGUUGCAGUGAUGAAGCCAAAUUAUUAAGGGUGUACAAAUGUUUGAGUUGUCCGGGUGCUGAAUUCUCAGUUAAUUAACUUUUUUUUCAUGCAUCUCUGACUAUACUGUUUGCAUGAGCCUUUGUUUUAGAUGAAAUGUCAGAUGAAAUUAUGAUUUGUGCCAUUGUGAAGUCUACAUAUUUGCAUAGACUUGUGGAAAUUUACCUAGAGAUUCAACAAAAUAUAAAACAUAUUACUGGGUGUUCACCUUCUGUUUUUCUGUUUGGUUUUUUUGUACUACACUUGUAUUUUGUAUAAUUCCUAGAGGAUCAGAAAUGUUGGGAGAGGUACAAAUUAUCAUCCUGUCCAAGGCCACUGUGUUGUAACAAAUAAAGUGGUUUUCUUU
Messenger RNA from Centropristis striata (black sea bass), 4225 nucleotides. RefSeq names its product ADNP homeobox 2b (gene adnp2b). The record is from RefSeq and is a predicted model, not a curated record. Gene Ontology annotation, cellular component: nucleus. The coding region runs from base 295 to 3264 and encodes 989 amino acids. The transcript has 4 exons. Gene Ontology annotation, biological process: regulation of gene expression. NCBI's taxonomy places the organism in Eukaryota, Metazoa, Chordata, Actinopteri, Perciformes, Serranidae. Gene Ontology annotation, molecular function: DNA binding.